AUCCAUCUCUUUAUCGGGUGCUGUGGCUACUCCGCUGCUCUCGUUCUCUCUAUCUACUCAUUUUUCUGUUUUGGACAGACCCACGCAAUCUGUAUCUUCGCCGGCGUUUAUUAUCCAAAACCAAAACCUCUUUCUCUGUAAACCCUAAGUAAGCCCCUUCUCAUUCCGGUAAUGGCAUCGACUUUCGCAGCUGGUUCCUUGGCUCCUCCUACAAGCGCUCGUCUCGUUGAUACCAAAUUCCGAAAGCUUUCGUCUUCGUCAUCUAUUGCAUCAACCCCUUCCUUUGCUGCGAGGCGUAACCUUUUGCUUAGAAGAACACCUUCUCCAUGGAGAAUCUCUGCCAUGGCCAAGGACUUGCAUUUCAACAAGGAUGGUUCCGCCAUUAAGAAGCUCCAGACUGGUGUUAACAAGCUCGCUGAUUUAGUUGGGGUUACACUGGGUCCAAAAGGCAGGAAUGUUGUGCUAGAGAGCAAGUAUGGCUCUCCCAAAAUUGUCAACGACGGUGUCACUGUCGCCAAGGAGGUUGAAUUGGAGGACCCUGUGGAGAACAUUGGAGCUAAAUUGGUUAGACAGGCAGCUGCAAAGACUAAUGAUUUGGCUGGUGACGGAACUACAACAUCAGUUGUUCUUGCUCAGGGUCUUAUUGCUGAAGGUGUCAAGGUUGUAGCAGCUGGGGCUAACCCUGUUUUAAUUACACGAGGGAUUGAGAAGACCACAAAAGCUCUUGUUUCCGAACUUAAGACCAUGUCUAAGGAGGUCGAAGACAGUGAAUUGGCGGAUGUUGCAGCUGUUAGUGCAGGAAACAACUAUGAGGUUGGUAAUAUGAUAGCUGAAGCCAUGAGCAAAGUGGGCCGGAAGGGCGUGGUGACCCUUGAAGAGGGAAAGAGUGCCGACAACAGUCUGUAUGUUGUUGAGGGAAUGCAAUUCGAUCGUGGUUAUAUCUCGCCUUAUUUUGUAACUGACAGUGAGAAAAUGGCAGUGGAGUACGACAACUGCAAGUUGCUAUUGGUAGAUAAGAAAAUAACCAAUGCAAGAGACCUUAUCAAUGUGCUGGAGGAUGCUAUCAGGGGUGGGUACCCAAUUGUGGUUAUUGCAGAAGACAUUGAGCAAGAAGCUUUAGCAACUCUGGUUGUGAACAAACUUAGAGGUGCUUUAAAGAUUGCUGCUCUCAAAGCUCCUGGUUUUGGUGAACGCAAGAGCCAGUACCUUGAUGACAUUGCUAUUCUCACUGGAGGAACUGUGAUCAGAGAUGAGGUGGGGCUCACCUUAGAUAAAGCAGAAAAGGAGGUUCUUGGCCAUGCCUCAAAGAUUGUUCUUACCAAGGAUUCCACCACAAUUGUUGGCGAUGGAAGCACGCAGGAAGCAGUUAACAAGCGAGUUGCACAGAUCAGAAACCUUAUCGAGGCUGCAGAGCAAGAUUAUGAAAAGGAGAAACUCAAUGAAAGAAUUGCAAAGUUAUCUGGUGGUGUUGCUGUGAUACAGGUUGGAGCACAAACUGAGACGGAGCUAAAAGAAAAGAAACUGAGAGUUGAAGAUGCUCUUAAUGCCACAAAGGCUGCUGUUGAGGAAGGGAUUGUAGUUGGUGGUGGAUGCACCCUGCUGAGACUUGCAUCGAAGGUGGAUACCAUCAAGGAUGGCCUUGAUAACGAUGAAGAGAAGGUGGGAGCGGAUAUUGUUAGAAGAGCUUUAAGUUAUCCACUGAAAUUAAUUGCGAAGAAUGCUGGUGUUAAUGGAAGCGUAGUUAGUGAGAAGGUGCUCUCCAGUGACAAUGUUAAGUAUGGAUAUAAUGCUGCCACUGGAAAAUAUGAAGAUUUAAUGGCUGCUGGAAUUAUUGAUCCAACAAAGGUAGUGAGAUGUUGCCUCGAGCAUGCUGCUUCGGUAGCAAAAACGUUCUUAAUGUCGGAUUGUGUGGUUGUGGAGAUUAAGGAGCCAGAGCCUGCCCCUGUGGGUAACCCCAUGGACAAUUCAGGAUAUGGAUAUUGAGAUCGUCGAGCACGAUUUGGCAGGGGGAGAAGAGUAGAAUAAGAUGAAAGAACGAUGGUAGCAGCAACAAAGGGUCAUUAGAUGGGGGAUUGAAAUGGGGGCUGAAUUUUUGUAUAAAUACAAGAUUCUGGAGAGAGGUUAGCUUUAGUUUGUUCUGGAGUGCGCGGCAUAUCAUAGUUUGGAAUUCGAUGUACAAUUAUUGCAAUGACCACAAACAUUUUUGAGUGCCAAAAAAAAGAACAAUAUUUUUCAUGUUAUGAAUUUCUGUAUAUUUUCUUAA
This is a messenger RNA of Ziziphus jujuba (common jujube), 2263 nucleotides long. Its product is annotated as ruBisCO large subunit-binding protein subunit beta, chloroplastic. The transcript has 14 exons. Gene Ontology annotation, cellular component: chloroplast stroma; cytosolic ribosome. Gene Ontology annotation, molecular function: ATP-dependent protein folding chaperone; ATP binding. Lineage: Eukaryota; Viridiplantae; Streptophyta; Magnoliopsida; Rosales; Rhamnaceae. Gene Ontology annotation, biological process: protein refolding. The record is from RefSeq and is a predicted model, not a curated record. The coding region runs from base 172 to 1983 and encodes 603 amino acids.